This is a messenger RNA of Stylophora pistillata, 2744 nucleotides long. RefSeq names its product melanopsin. Gene Ontology annotation, cellular component: membrane. Gene Ontology annotation, molecular function: neuropeptide Y receptor activity. NCBI's taxonomy places the organism in Eukaryota, Metazoa, Cnidaria, Anthozoa, Scleractinia, Pocilloporidae. The record is from RefSeq and is a predicted model, not a curated record. Gene Ontology annotation, biological process: G protein-coupled receptor signaling pathway.
UACGCCAUGAAGACUUUCCUUUGAGAAAUCUACAGCAUCAGCGGGAAAAUCAGAGUUUACAUCAAACAGAAGUAGAUGCAUUAAGUGCAGAAAAUUAAAUGUAACAGCAAAGUCCAACUGGAGAUAGUGAAGUUUAUGAGCAAAAUGGCAUCUUAAGAAGCAAGAAAAACCUGUGUUAUCUGAAUUUAAGCUUGGAGAGAUGAUUUGACCCUCGCUCUAUGAUUGAAACCGUCGCCAAGGUCAGUGAACGACAAGCUCAGGUUACAGCUCAUCCAGAUUGCGACAUAGUAAAGUGUGCCAGGAGGAGCGACAUCAAAUAUUUCUGGAGAGGAAAGGCGAGUCAAGAAUUCUACUGCUGCAAUUGAAGAAACAUGACCGCAAACAAUUCCUAUGACGAAAUCAUUGCUGACCCUCUCGGACGAACCGAUGUCCAAAUCGGGUUUGAAGUCGCCAUCGCUGUGUUGAUCUCUCUCAUCAGCUUUAUUGGAAAUUCCUUGGUUGUUUACGCCAUUCACCGCGAUCGCAGACUUAACACUAUAACGAAUAUGUUGAUCGAAAAUCUGGCGUUUAGCGAUAUUCUUAUGGCGACAUUGCAUAUGCCAUUUUGGAUCAUAAGUCUUCGUUAUGGAAAAUGGAUCUUUGGCCAUGUGGUUUGUCAGAUGGUUGGAGUCACACAACUCAUUUUUGGAAUUGUGUCACUUUUGACAAUGACUGGAAUUGCCAUCAAUCGAUACUUCAAGGUCGUCAAACGCAAACUGUACAUCAAGUUCUUCUCCAACAGGAAAGCAACGUACGUGGUUAUUGCAUUUUGUUGGUUCGCAUCGAUUGCGGUGAACACGCCACAAUUGUACGGCUGGGGAAAAAUUGACUAUCACGUCAGUUUUUCAGAUUGUACCUGCGUUUGGGCUUUGGAUGAUACAUCAUACAUCAUAUUUUUGUGUGCCGUUACAAUCUUCAUCCCAGCCACAAUGAUAUUCAGCUGUUACUUUGUGAUUUACAGAACUGUCCGUGAGAGCGCGCGUCGUGUGCACGGGCACGCCGCCUUACCGAACGCCACUAAAACCGAAGACAAGACUGAAUACAAAGUUUUGAAAACAUCGCUAGUGGUGGUUUGCGUCUACAUGAUCUGUUGGACCCCACUGUCUGUCAUUGGCUUCAUAGAGGUUUUUGGAUCAAGAAGUCCACGAAUACUUUAUUACCUGGCUUACGUCCUCGUCUACUGCAGUAGCAUGGCGAAUCCCUUCAUUUACGGAAUAAUGAACCCCCAAUUCAAGAACGCAUUCGCUUGUAUUCUGCACAUACGGGAUUCGACUGCUAGUGAAGCCGAGAGAGUGUCAGUAUCGCGAAAUAUGGCUUCCAACGUGGACCUGGCAGUAACGUAUAUUUCAACCACCCAAGCAUACGCAGUGACUGUUUAAACUAGCAAUCGUUACGCUUGUCGAUUUCAUGAAAGAAAAAAUAUGGGAUCAUCCUGACAGUCCAAUAAGUUUUUUUUAGGGUUAGAUUUGAGAAGCACUUUCUCGUAAGCAGACCAGUUCUCUAUUCUGGCUUCCAUGGAAUGGCUACAACAUCACCACAUUUUUCAUUGCUUGUUGUGGAAAUUGCUGUUUAGUGAAACAAGAAUUUUCUGAUAGUUUGGUAGAGUAUACAAACAUCGAGCAAGGACGAAUGAACAAAAUCAGGAACUGUAUGAUACCGAAAACAUUUACAAGUUAGGUAUUUGCAAAGUAAAGCGCUUUUUUCAUUUGUUUUGUUUGUUUUUUUUUUUUUAAUACUUUUGCAAACGAGGCUGAGUUGCGAAAACACCAGUACGGUAAUGAGCUCCGGAGAGACGACUUCUUUUCCACUACCGUGUGCUUCGUUCAUAAGAGCUUUCUUUUAAUCAAUUUAUCCAGCUGAAAGUCUAAAAGGUAAUGUAUAUAUCUCCAUAAUUUCCCUUGCGAUGGAAUGAAAGCAUGUCUUUUCUUUAUGGAUUGCCAGACUUACUGAAGAGCGGACCCGCCAAUAAAACGAUCAAUUAAAAUUCUUUUGAGUAAGAAGAAGCAUUAUUCGUCAGUCCUCAUUCCAGGUCCCAGUAUUACACAAAUCCCCCACCCCUUUCCAAAAGAAGAGCUAGAACAAGCUUAUGUAAAUUCAGGAGUUUAACAUUAGAACAAUAAAAAAUAAGUAAAUAAAUGAAUAAAUAAAUAAAAAGGUGUUAAUUAGCUAGUUAAAACAACGCAUAUAUACAAGAUAAACACAUCGUAUCGUCGUUAUUCUGCUCAAGGCUCGACAGACCAUUCAUGUUAGACUAAAAAGUAUAAAGUAACGUUGGUAGAUAACCAGAAUAUGUAAAUGUUGUACUUGACACAUUUAUUGCUAUAAAGUGGUACCAGAAUUGAUUAUGUCUUACAUUUGAAAAUUUUACUUUAAAAACUUAUAAAAAUGAAUGAGUUUUGUGACAUUUUCAUGUAGCUUAUGCGACGUUGUGAGUAUAUUUUAUCUAAAGUAGUUUACGAUUAGUACAUUAGAAUAUUUAAAACAAAAUAAUCCAGCUUCGCACAUAAGGUACCUGUAAGGCCCGUAUAUAUAUUUUAGGUUAGGUCUUUCAGAAUUCUGAUGAUUUGUAAAGCUCUUAUUACGAUCUUAAUGCUUUGGUAAGAAAUCAGAAGUCAAUAUAAGGGUAAUGUAAAAAGGUUAAAUGAAACAAAAAAGUUCAAAGUGUCAGGCGAUCAGUUUGAGACCCAAUAAAAUCCUUUUUUUUU